UUUCUUGUUUUUCAUCACUUUAAUUUGUUCGAUUUGACGUCUUCGAUUUGUGUUUUCGUGAAAUCAAAUUUGCUGUUCGAUAUUAAAAGUUGAAGAUUUCAUCCCGUCUCAAUUGGAGCAGCAAUUCAGACGAUCUGUCAUAAGAGAGAGUGUAGUUGCCCUGCAUCAAAAUUUGCACACAUUUAUUUUAGCAGCAGCAGGAAAUGGUCAAAAGCAAUGAUCAUGGGGUAUUUUGAUGUACAACAAGUACCAUGUCUCAAUGCUUAGAGGGGGUCAAGCAUUUAUUUGCUUCCCUGCUCCAUUGCUGUGAUCUUGAUUCACACAAACAAUUAACGUCCCUUGAAGAUCCUGAAAUUCUAGCCAGAGCGACAGUUUUUAGUGUAAGCGAAAUAGAAGCACUUUAUGAGUUGUUUAAGAAGAUUAGCAGUGCUGUGAUUGAUGACGGACUAAUCAAUAAGGAAGAGUUCCAAUUGGCAUUAUUCAAGACAAACAAAAAGGAGAGCUUGUUUGCUGAUCGGGUGUUUGACCUGUUUGACACGAAGCAUAAUGGAAUCCUCGGUUUCGAAGAGUUUGCAUGUGCACUAUCUGUAUUUCAUCCAAAUGCCCCAAUUGAUGAUAAGAUCGAGUUUUCCUUUCAACUUUACGAUCUCAAACAGCAAGGUUUCAUAGAGAGGCAGGAGGUAAUUCCGUUCAUUUUUUAAAUCAAACCAAACAGG
This is a messenger RNA of Cynara cardunculus var. scolymus (artichoke), 716 nucleotides long. Its product is annotated as calcineurin B-like protein 2. The record is from RefSeq and is a predicted model, not a curated record. Gene Ontology annotation, molecular function: kinase binding; calcium ion binding. The transcript is spliced from 7 exons. Gene Ontology annotation, biological process: calcium-mediated signaling. NCBI's taxonomy places the organism in Eukaryota, Viridiplantae, Streptophyta, Magnoliopsida, Asterales, Asteraceae. Bases 252 to 701 code for a protein of 149 amino acids.